UCGGCGGGGCUCAGCCGCCGCCCCCCGCUCCCGGCGCGACGCCCCCGCGGCGCUGCCCCAGCCAUGAAGGCGGCGGUGGAUCUGACCAUCAUCAAGACGGAGAAGGUGGACAUCGAGCUCUUCCCGUCCCCCGACAUGGAAUGUGCAGAUGUGCCUUUGUUAACACCCAGCAGCAAAGAAAUGAUGUCCCAGGCUCUGAAAGCCACGUUCAGUGGCUUUGCCAAGGAGCAGCAGCGGCUGGGGAUUCCCAAAGACCCCCAGCAGUGGACGGAGACCCACGUGCGGGACUGGGUGAUGUGGGCAGUGAACGAGUUCAGCCUGAAGGAGGUGGAUUUCCAGAAGUUCUGCAUGAAUGGAGCUGCCCUCUGUGCCCUGGGCAAGGAGUGCUUCCUGGAGCUGGCACCUGACUUUGUGGGAGAUAUCCUCUGGGAACAUCUGGAGAUCCUGCAGAAGGAAGAGGUGAAACCGUACCCAGCAAACGGAGUGAGCACCACAUACCCCGAGUCCCGCUACACCUCAGACUACUUCAUUAGUUACGGCAUCGAGCACGCCCAGUGCGUGCCCCCCUCCGAGUUCUCCGAGCCCAGCUUCAUCACCGAGUCCUACCAGACCCUGCACCCCAUCAGCUCGGAGGAGCUGCUGUCCCUCAAGUACGAGAGCGACUACCCCUCGGUGCUGCUGCGGGAGCCGCCGCAGGACUCGCUGCAGAACGACUACUUCUCCGUCAAGCAGGAGGUGGUGACGCCAGACAACAUGUGCAUGGGCCGUGCCAGCCGAGGUAAGCUGGGAGGCCAGGACUCCUUCGAGAGCAUCGAGAGCUACGACAGCUGCGACCGCCUGACGCAGUCCUGGAGCAGCCAGUCCUCCUUCCAGAGCCUGCAGCGCGUCCCCUCCUACGACAGCUUCGACUCUGAGGACUACCCUGCCACCCUGCCCAGCCACAAGCCCAAGGGCACCUUCAAGGACUAUGUGCGGGACCGGGCCGACAUGAACAAGGACAAGCCUGUCAUCCCUGCUGCUGCCCUGGCUGGCUACACAGGCAGUGGACCCAUCCAACUGUGGCAAUUCCUGCUGGAACUGCUCACUGACAAGUCCUGUCAACCCUUCAUCAGCUGGACGGGCGAUGGCUGGGAAUUCAAACUUUCAGACCCAGAUGAGGUGGCCCGGCGAUGGGGCAAGAGGAAAAACAAGCCCAAGAUGAACUACGAGAAGCUGAGCCGCGGGCUGCGCUACUACUACGACAAGAACAUCAUCCACAAGACGGCGGGGAAGCGCUACGUGUACCGCUUCGUCUGCGACCUGCAGAGCCUGCUGGGCUACAGCCCCGAGGAGCUGCACGCCAUGCUGGACGUCAAGCCCGACGCCGACGAGUGACGGGGGCGCGCGCCGCCCGCCUCGCCUGCGCUCCGGUGGUUCGAGCCCUUCUCGCUGUUCUUCUGCUCGGUCUUUGUUUUGGUUUUUUUUUGGGUUUUUUUUUGUUUU
Messenger RNA from Ficedula albicollis (Collared flycatcher), 1482 nucleotides. RefSeq names its product ETS proto-oncogene 1, transcription factor (gene ETS1). Gene Ontology annotation, biological process: cell differentiation; regulation of transcription by RNA polymerase II. Gene Ontology annotation, cellular component: nucleus. The record is from RefSeq and is a predicted model, not a curated record. Gene Ontology annotation, molecular function: DNA-binding transcription factor activity, RNA polymerase II-specific; sequence-specific DNA binding. The transcript has 8 exons. The coding region runs from base 64 to 1374 and encodes 436 amino acids. Lineage: Eukaryota; Metazoa; Chordata; Aves; Passeriformes; Muscicapidae.